AUGGCCGCUCCUCAAUCCCUGCCUUCUUUCUCCGACAACACCGAUUUCGAAAACGCUUCUCGCGGACUUGUCGGUGCUUUGAAACCAUGCUCCAUCAAAAACGCAGCUGGCCACGACGUCUGGAAUAACGAUGACUAUGACUUCAUGCAGAACACUGAAUGUCCUGCGACAGCGGACCCCAAGCUCUGGCGCCAAGGACAGUUAUGUUCAAUGCAAGGUCUGUUCGAAGUGACCAAAGGUAUUUACCAAGUGCGUGGCUUUGAUCUUUCCAACAUGACCAUUGUCGAGGGCUCGCGCGGCAUCAUCGUCAUCGACCCCCUCACGUCAGUGGAAUGCGCCGCCGCCGCUCUGGGGCUCUAUCGCUCCCACCGGGGUGAUCGACCAGUCAAAGCCUUGAUCUAUUCCCAUUCGCACGCCGACCACUUCGGAGGUGCACGGGGGAUCCUCGCCGCGAAUGCAGACCCGUCGAUCCCAAUCAUUGCCCCGGCCGGGUUCAUGGAGGAGGCCACUAGCGAGAACAUCUACCUGGGCGACGCCAUGCGCCGGCGAGCUGCAUUCAUGUACGGGAUUCGACUGCCUAGAGCUCCAGAUGGGCAUAUCGGGUGUGGUCUUGGGAUGGCAGUCUCCACUGGAAUCACAUCGCUCAUCCCGCCGAAUGACACCAUCUACGAGACGGGAGAGACCCGGAAUAUUGAUGGAGUGCGGAUCGAGUUCCAAAUGGUUCCUGGGACGGAAGCGCCGGCGGAAAUGAAUUUCUUCUUCCCAGAUCAGAGCGCUCUGCUCAUAGCUGAGUGUGCCACACAUUGCCUGCAUAAUAUCAUCACCCUGCGUGGCGCACUGGUGCGCGAUGCCAAGGCUUGGGCUUCGUACCUUGAUGAGACGCUUGUUCUGUAUGGCGAUAGAUCAGAUGUGCUAUUCGCUGGUCACCAUUGGCCGACGUGGGGGAAAGAACAGCUGAAGACCUUCAUUGAGGAACAACGUGAUCUCUACGCCUAUCUUCAUGAUCAGACCAUUCGCAUGAUGAAUCUGGGGAUGACGGGGACCGAGAUUGCAGAGAAGAUUACUCUCCCACCUUCUCUGGAAUCGGCAUGGCAUGGCCGUGGGUACUAUGGGUCAAUUAGUCACAAUGUCAAGGGCAUUUAUCAGCGCUACAUGGGUUGGUUCGAUGGUGACCCCGUUCAUCUGUGGGAGUAUCCCACCGCUGAGCUCGGCCAGCGAUAUGUUGACUGCAUGGGAGGUGUUGAUGCCGUUAUUCAGAAAGCCGCCCAGUACGCAGAGGCCAAGGACCUGCGCUUUGCUGCGACCCUGCUAGGCAAUGCCGUUUCCGCACAGCCCACGCACCGAGCAGCAAGGCUCGCACUAGCAUCCGUGUUUGAUAAGCUUGGGUAUGGGUGUGAGAACGCAACAUGGCGCAAUUUCUAUCUUACUGGCGCGAUGGACAUGCGGUCUUCUAAUACUGCGAAUCCGAAAGCGCAAUCGGGCUUUGAGUUCAGCCCAACUCUAUCAACAGAACAACUGGUGACGCUUUUGUCUGUUCGGUUGGAUGGGCUGCGAGCCGCGAUGGAGUCUUUUGUGAUGGACGUGCACCUUACUGAUGAGAAGACGUGGUUGCGCUUGAUUCUGAACAAUGGUGCCCUGACAGUCCGCAACACCGCUGAGCAAACCGGCUUUGCGGAUAAUGCCGCUGGCCUCACCAUGACUCUCAGCAAAGCCGAGUUUGUCGCCAUCCUCAAUGGACAGGCUGUUGCCUCUGGAAAGUCGGUCGGUGAUGUAGAGAUUGUGGCUAAGCUCAUCGCCUUGACGAAACCAGUGAAGAAAAUCGCGAGUUCUUUGUAG
Messenger RNA from Penicillium lagena, 1836 nucleotides. Its product is annotated as alkyl/aryl-sulfatase. The coding region runs from base 1 to 1836 and encodes 611 amino acids. NCBI's taxonomy places the organism in Eukaryota, Fungi, Ascomycota, Eurotiomycetes, Eurotiales, Aspergillaceae. The record is from RefSeq and is a predicted model, not a curated record. Gene Ontology annotation, biological process: dodecyl sulfate metabolic process. Gene Ontology annotation, molecular function: linear primary-alkylsulfatase activity; protein dimerization activity. The transcript has a single exon.